Molecule: messenger RNA, 1215 nt
Organism: Musca domestica (house fly)
Lineage: Eukaryota; Metazoa; Arthropoda; Insecta; Diptera; Muscidae
Product: probable methyltransferase-like protein 15 homolog
Exons: 1
Coding region: 1-1068 (355 amino acids)
Biological process (GO): rRNA base methylation
Molecular function (GO): rRNA (cytosine-N4-)-methyltransferase activity
Source: RefSeq, a predicted model, not a curated record
AUGUGGCCAAUAAAAUUGAUGAAAACUUACUGUACGGUGGCCCAGGGAAGCCGAACCGCAACUGCACCUCACAUACCGGUCUUGUGUCAAGAGGCUAUUAAUUUUUUAAAUCCCUCGCAACAACAAACUUUCAUAGAUAUGACUUUUGGAGCUGGUGGUCAUACACGAGAGUUACUAAACAGUCAUAAGGAUAUUAAGGUAUAUGCUUUGGAUCGUGAUCCAGUAGCGUAUGAUCUUGCAAAGUGCAUGAGUAGUGAAUAUGAAGGACGCCUCGUACCAAUGUUGGGUAAAUUUUCCGAUCUACCCCAGCUUUUAGACGAACACAAUGUAAAACCGCACAGUGUAGAUGGUAUGCUAUUCGAUUUUGGUUGCUCCUCAAUGCAAUUCGAUGAAGCCGAACGAGGAUUUUCCAUUUCAAAAAAUGGUCCCCUUGAUAUGCGUAUGGAUCGUGGCCAUAAUAAUAAUGCCGAACAAAUAACCGCUGCCGAUGUUUUGGCCAAAGUCGAGGAAACAGAUUUGGUUAAAAUUUUGCGUAUAUAUGGUGAGGAAAAGGGUGCCAAAAAGAUUGCUCGAGCCAUUGUUGAAGCACGCACGGCAUUUCACAAGAUCGAAACCACCAAACAGUUGGCUGAUUUAGUAGCCUCAUGCCUCAGUGACACACCCUAUCGCAUGGAUAAAAUGCAACGCCCCACCCAUGUGGCCACCAAAACUUUUCAAGCUCUGCGUAUUUUUGUUAAUAACGAGUUAAAUGAAAUCAACUAUGGCAUGAUCUUGGCCAAUGAAUAUUUAAAACCCGAGGGACGUUUGGUUGCCAUUACAUUUCACUCCCUCGAAGAUACCAUCGUAAAACGGCAUCUAAAUGGCAAUGUCAUCGAAGGCUUGGCCAAUCCAGUACCACUAAAAUAUUGUGGUCAUGAUGUUACACACGACAAGGAAUUGGUGGAAUCAUUUGUAUCAUCAAAUUGGAAACAAUUGAACAAACAUGUUUUGGUACCCAGUUACGAGGAGGUAACACGUAACAGUCGCAGUCGUUCAGCCAAACUAAGAGCUGCCAUUAAAUUGAAAUAACUUUUUGGAAUAGAAGUUUAAGUUCGAAAAUAUGUGGAAAUGAAGAAAGCAUGAUAAUUGUGUUGAGAGUUACAUUUUGCUUAGUUUAUAAGUUUAAGUUGUAUAUUUUAAGAUGCUAGUGAAAUAAAUCUGUUGUUUAUAAAAACA